Erinaceus europaeus (western European hedgehog) is the source of this 2141-nucleotide messenger RNA. It is a transcript of the gene THOC1, whose product is annotated as THO complex subunit 1. Gene Ontology annotation, molecular function: protein binding. The coding region runs from base 63 to 2036 and encodes 657 amino acids. Gene Ontology annotation, cellular component: THO complex part of transcription export complex. Lineage: Eukaryota; Metazoa; Chordata; Mammalia; Eulipotyphla; Erinaceidae. The transcript is spliced from 21 exons. Gene Ontology annotation, biological process: mRNA export from nucleus; regulation of DNA-templated transcription elongation; signal transduction. The record is from RefSeq and is a predicted model, not a curated record.
CGCUGCUCCGCCUGACGUCAUCCGCGGGCGACGCGAGGGAGGCGGGCACGCGCGCCGGGAAGAUGUCUCCGAUGCCGCCGCUCUUCAGCCUGCCCGAGGCACGGACGCGCUUCACGAAGUCUACCAGGGAGGCCUUGAACAACAAGAGUAUCAAGCCAUUGUUGAAUACCUUCAGCCAGUUACCAGGCAGUGAAAAUGAAAAAAAAUGUACCCUUGACCAAGCGUUCAGAGUUGUCCUAGAAGAAGAAAUUAUAAAUCAUUCAUCAUGUGAAAACGUUUUAGCUAUUAUUUCUCUUGCUAUUGGGGGAGUGACUGAAGGUAUUUGUACUGCAUCUACACCUUUUGUGUUGUUGGGAGAUGUUUUGGAUUGUCUUCCUUUGGAUCUGUGUGACACAAUAUUCACUUUUGUGGAAAAAAAUGUUGCUACUUGGAAAUCAAAUACAUUCUAUUCCGCUGGGAAAAACUACUUACUACGUAUGUGCAAUGAUCUCCUAAGAAGAUUAUCAAAAUCCCAGAAUACAGUCUUUUGUGGACGAAUUCAACUCUUUUUAGCCAGGCUUUUCCCUUUGUCUGAGAAAUCGGGUCUUAACUUGCAGAGUCAGUUUAAUUUGGAAAAUGUCACUGUUUUCAACACCAAUGAGCAGGAAAGCACCCUGGGUCAGAAGCAUACAGAGGACAGAGAGGAAGGAAUGGAUGUAGAAGAAGGUGAAAUGGGUGAUGAUGAAGCACCAACAACUUGUUCCAUUCCAAUUGAUUACAACCUGUAUAGAAAAUUCUGGUCACUUCAGGAUUACUUCAGAAAUCCUGUUCAAUGCUAUGAGAAGAUUUCAUGGAAAACUUUUCUCAAGUAUUCUGAAGAAGUACUGGCUGUUUUUAAAAGUUAUAAACUAGAUGAUACUCAGGCCUCAAGGAAGAAGAUGGAGGAGCUAAAAGCAGGAGGAGAGCAUGUGUACUUUGCAAAAUUCUUAACAAGUGAAAAGUUGAUGGAUUUACAGCUGAGUGAUAGUAAUUUUCGUCGACAUAUCCUGUUGCAGUAUCUCAUUUUAUUCCAGUAUCUUAAGGGGCAAGUCAAGUUCAAAAGUUCAAACUAUGUUUUAACUGAUGAACAAUCACUCUGGAUAGAAGAUACUACAAAAUCAGUUUAUCAACUACUAUCUGAAAACCCCCCUGAUGGAGAAAGAUUUUCAAAGAUGGUAGAGCAUAUAUUAAAUACUGAAGAAAACUGGAACUCAUGGAAAAAUGAAGGCUGCCCAAGUUUUGUAAAAGAAAGAACAGCAGAUGCCAAGCCAGCGCGAGUAGCUCGGAAGAGGACUGCGCCAGAAGACUUCCUAGGGAAAGGGUCUAACAAGAAGAUUCUGAUGGGCAAUGAGGAGUUAACAAGGCUUUGGAAUCUAUGUCCUGAUAACAUGGAAGCCUGUAAAUCAGAGACAAGGGAAUACAUGCCAACAUUGGAGGAAUUUUUUGAAGAAGCUAUUGAACAGGCAGACCCUGAAAACAUGGUUGAAAGCGAAUAUAAGGCAGUGAACAAUUCCAACUAUGGCUGGAGAGCCCUGAGAUUAUUAGCAAGGAGAAGUCCUCAUUUCUUCCAACCAACCAAUCAGCAGUUUAAGAGCUUGCCAGAGUAUCUUGAAAAUAUGGUAAUAAAGCUAGCCAAGGAAUUGCCACCUCCUUCUGAAGAAAUAAAAACAGGUGAGGAUGAAGAUGAGGAAGAUAAUGAUGCUUUACUGAAGGAAAAUGAGAGUCCUGACACCAGGCGAGACAAGCCUGUGACGGGGGAGCAGAUAGAGGUGUACGCCAACAAGCUGGGUGAACAGUGGAAGGUCCUGGCCCCUUACUUGGAGGUGAGAGAUUCGGAAAUCAGACAGAUCGAGUGUGACAGUGAAGACGUGAAGCUGCGAGCAAAACAGCUCCUGGUUGCCUGGCAGGAUCAGGAGGGGAUCCACGCAACACCGGAGAAUCUCAUCAGCGCACUCAACAAGUCUGGACUGAGCGAGCUUGCAGAAAGUUUAGCUCAUGACAGUGAAGCAAAUAGUUAGCUCAUUUUUCUCCUUUUUUAUUAAAACUGUGAUAAGAUUUUGUUACCAAGCAGCAUUUCAUAAGAGGUCCACUGGUUUUGGUAAACAAUAAACAUUUUUAUAACA